This is a messenger RNA of Pistacia vera, 3427 nucleotides long. RefSeq names its product putative U-box domain-containing protein 42. NCBI's taxonomy places the organism in Eukaryota, Viridiplantae, Streptophyta, Magnoliopsida, Sapindales, Anacardiaceae. Gene Ontology annotation, molecular function: ubiquitin-protein transferase activity; protein binding. Bases 76 to 3129 code for a protein of 1017 amino acids. The transcript has 4 exons. The record is from RefSeq and is a predicted model, not a curated record. Gene Ontology annotation, biological process: protein ubiquitination.
AAUUAGUACUCCUGGUUUUCUGAAAUUCUGGAGCUACUACACCAAGAAGGUCAUCCAGAGUAGAAGCUCCAACUGAUGUCGUUCAACAAGGAUACAACUGCAAUUGUUGGUCUUGUUGACUCUUUGCUGGAAUUGAUUUCGGAGAUUACAGCAUCAACGGUUUGCAUAGAAUUAGAAUUUGAAAAGUUUAACGAAUUUGGAUGCUACCUUUAUCGAGCUUCUAUAGUCAUAAUGGAGCUGCAGACAAUCGAGAAUGCCCCGGCAAAUGCAAUGGAGAUUCUACAGUCUCUGGGUAAAAGCAUUAAUUUGGCCAAGGAUCUUGUGAAAAAAUGCGAGAAAGGCAGCUGUUCAGAUUUAGAUACUGAACUGAAAAUCACGAUGACACAGCUUGGGGAGGUAAUAAAAUGUAUGGGAGAAUGCUUGAGCUCGAUACCUUCAUCGACAUUUACGGGCCAAGAAUAUGCAGAAGUUGCAGUCCAGUGUCUUUCAAAGGAGAUGGUGAAUGCUUACUUUGAUGUCACCCACAAUCAAGUGUCAGAGACCAAAGAGCAGGAGCCGCAGAAACUACCAAACGAAGAACCACCAGAAUCAGAUCUCUACUCUAUCAGUGUAGAAGUUUCCAUGGAUAAUGCCAAGUUACUAGGCAUGCCACGUCUUGGGGACUUCUUUACAAACACCAGUCUCAGCAGCCAAAGCAGCUAUCAGAACGUAAGCAGAUCAAUGACAUUGCCGAAGGUAGCUCAGUACAUCGAACCACUGUAUGAGACUUUCUUCUGUCCAUUGACUAAGGAAGUUAUGGAUGAUCCGGUAACCAUUGAAACUGGAGUGACCUAUGAAAAGAAGGCAAUAUCAGAGUGGUUUGAAAAGUUUGAAAAUUCAGAGGAAAUAGUUUGUCCAACCACAGGGCAGAACCUGAGCAGCAGGCGCUUAAGCACCAAUUUAGCUCUAAAGACCACAAUAGAGGAAUGGAAGGAUAGGAAUGAUGCCGCAAGGAUCAAGGUUGCUCGGGCAGCUUUGUCUUUAGCUAGUUCAGAAAGAAUGGUAUUUGAGGCUAUAAAAGAUCUCCAAAGUUUAUGCCGAAGGAAAGAGUACAAUAAGGUACAGGUCUGCAAUGUCGGAAUGUUGCCAUUGCUGGUUAAUUUUUUAGGGUAUAAAGACGGAGAUGUCAGAUGUGCAGUGUUGGAUCUAUUACAUCAACUUGUGGAGGAAGAUGAUGAUGGAAAGGAAAUAAUUGCGAAGAUCAUUGAUAUUUCAAUUAUAAUCAAGUUGCUGUCAAGUAGUCUGCAACCUGUAAGGCAUGCAUCGUUGUUGUUCUUGCUUGAGCUUUCAAGAUCCCAACUUUUGUGUGAGAAACUUGGUUCAGUUACCGGCGGGAUACUGAUGCUGAUCAAAAUCAAAUACAGUCGGUCUGUUGAUGCCUUUGCUUCAGAAAAAGCAGAAAAAAUCUUAAAGAAUCUAGAGAGAUUACCAGAUAACAUUAAGUGCAUGGCAGAAAAUGGACUCUUGGAACCCCUGAUAUAUCAUCUGAAUGAAGGUUCUGAGGACAUGCAGAUCGAAAUGGCGAGCUACCUUGGGGAAAUUGUUCUUGGACAUGACAGCAAAACCUAUGUGGCUGAGAGGGUUGCUCCUAAUCUCGUCAGAAUGGUGCAGAGUGAUAACACUUUAACAAGCAGGACAGCAUUCAAGGCUCUAGUGCAAAUCUCUUCUCACAAUCCAAAUGGAAAAAUACUUGUAGAAGAAGGUGUUGUACAGAUCAUGGCUGAAGAGAUGUUCAACCGGGGAAUCUACAAUGAACCAAUGAACUCAAAAGGAGAAGCUGCUGCAAUUCUUGCUAACAUACUUGAAUCUGGGAUUGAGUAUGAGAACCUCCAAGUAAGUACUCAGGGCCACAAAAUGACUUCAGACUAUGUUUUGUACAACUUAAUCUACAUGCUGAAGAAUUCUACUCCGGAUGAACUCAAUGUCAGUCUUAUCAGAAUUUUAUUAUGCUUGUCAAACUCUCCAAAAUCAAUGGCCACCAUUGUCUCGGUUAUCAAAGAUUCUGAAGCGAGCUACUCCCUGAUUUCAUUCAUCAACAACCCACACGAAGAGCUUGGAGUUGCAACAAUAAAACUACUCAUCACAAUCUCGCCUUACAUGGGUCACACACUAGUUGAGAGACUAUGCAAAACAAGAGGUCAACCUGAGAACCUAAUUCAAUGCCCAACUGAAACAACCUGUAUAACACAGAAACAGGCAAUUUCAGCAAAGUUUCUUGCAAAACUUCCCCACCAGAACCUAACACUCAAUCUAGCUCUUCUUGGCAAGAAUGUAGUGCCUACAGUUCUACAAUCAAUCAAUCUAAUCCAAAGAAGUGGAACAAGAACUAGCAGGUAUGCAAGUGCUUUCUUAGAAGGCCUAGUUGGUGUUCUUGUUAGAUUCACAACUACACUGUAUGAACCCCAAAUGCUGUUUCUAGCAAGAAACUACAACUUCACAGCUGUAUUCACAGAACUGCUUAUGAACACAUCAUGUGAUGAAGUUCAGAGGUUAUCUGCAAUUGGGUUGGAGAAUCUAUCUUCAGAAUCAACAAACCUAUCAAAACCACCAGAAAUAAAGAAAACCAAGUUCUUGAAAGUGUUAACCUUACCAAAAUCCCUAUCAUUUAGCUCAUCAAAGAAGAAGAUACCAUCAGUCUGUCCAGUUCACAGAGGCGCUUGUUCUUCACAAAACACAUUUUGCUUAAUUGAUGCAAAGGCGGUUGGCAGGUUGUUGGCAUGUUUGGAACAUGAGAAUGUUGAGGUGGUUGAAGCUGCAUUAUCGGCUCUAUGUACAUUGCUGGACGACAAAGUUGAUGUAAACAAGAGUGUGAGCAUGUUGAGUGAAGUGAACACCAUACAGCAUGUGUUGAAUGUGGUUAAAGAACACAGAGAAGAGGGACUCUGGCAAAAAUCAUUUUGGAUGAUUGAUAGAUUCUUAAUGAAAGGUGGAGAUAAACAUGCUUCAGAUAUCUCGCAGGACAGGUUGCUGCCUGCUACAUUGGUCAGUGCUUUCCACCAUGGGGAUAUCAAUACAAGGCAGAUGGCUGAAAAAAUCUUGAGGCAUUUGAACAAGAUGCCCAAUAUCUAUGCUUCCAACUAUACUAUGUAAAUAAAAUACAAAAGGGAAGGUAGAAUUAGCAUGUAAAGAAAUUGUAGUCAUGCUGAAGUGUGUGAUUAUGGGGACUAUAACCGGUUGUAUGUUGUCAACUUAUGGUUCUCUUUAUCUUGUUACCCGAUAUUGUUGAACCUUGAGGUGUCUGCUACAUGGUACGAAGUUUUGAUGACUCAUCUUUCACGCUAAGAUCACUCUUUUUUGUUUUUGUUCAGUUCAUUAAGUACGAUGGCUGCUGAUGGAUCCCACAUCAUUUAGAUUGGAUGAAUUCAAGCAGGUCAACUGACUUUCAAAA